CACACAUACAUUCAGUACACACAGCAAGGCAAGCUAAAGUGCUGCACAAUUCCACUAACCUCUCCGCCCCCUACCAUCCAUGGCUCUGAUAAAAGAGAAAAUGACAACUCCAGUGAAGGUUGAAUUUGCGGUGCAGAUGACAUGUCAGAAAUGUGUUGAUAGCAUCAAGAAUACACUUGAAGGAGUUAAUGGUGUGUCGUCACUCGACAUUAACCUGGCCCAAGAGCAAGUAAUUGUCGAGAGCAUCUUACCGUCGUCUCAGCUGUUGGAGUUACUUGAGUCCACUGGGAGGAGGGCCCUCAUUAAAGGGCAAGGGGUGUCUACUGAUAAACAUCUUGGUACAGCGGUGUCAAUUUUAGACACUCCCCACGAUGGUCCAAUCAGAGGAGUUAUCCGAAUGCUUCAAUUGGCCAAUAACAGUUGCAUCAUCGAGGGAACGGUUGAUGGUCUUACACCAGGUGCACACGCAUUGAAUAUUCAUGAGUAUGGUGACCUCUCUGAUGGAUGUAACAGUUGUGGGAUGCAUUUUAAUCCGACCAACUCAAGACAUGGAGGUCCUUCUGAUGAUGAAAGGCAUCAUGGAGACCUUGGUAACGUAGUGGCUGAUGAUAACGGACGUGCUGUAUUCCGUAUGGAGAAUGACAGGGUGCAGGUAUGGGAUGUGAUUGGUCGGUGUAUGGUGAUGCACAGUAGAGGAGAUGAUUUAGGCCAAGGUGAAACACCAAACUCAAAACAAGAUGGCAACAGUGGUCCAGGGGUUGCCUGUGGAAUCAUAGCUAGGUCAGCAGGUCUCUUUGAGAAUGUCAAAAAGAUCUGUCAAUGUGACGGCGUGUCUCUCUGGGAUGAAAGGGAUGUACCUCUGGCUGGACCUAGCCGGCAACAACACCAGCAGAAACAGAGUCAUUUAUAACUAGAAUUAAGCCCUUUUCACACGACGAAAAAAAAACCCAUUCCUGACGAAAUUUUCGCAUUGUUUGUAAUAUAUUACAAAAUUAGCUUCAUGUGAGAGGACAGCAACUGUUUACAUGUUCUACAUUCCUUGCAAAAUUUCAAAACAGUGUGACAUUUUGUAGCAAGUAUUGACCUACGACAAUAAUUUAGGCUCGCAGAAUUUUUUCAUAACUGAAAAGAUCAGUUGUUUAUGUCGGGCGUUCCUUGCAAAAUUGGUCCUUUUGGUUCCAAUCACUGAGCAGUUUUGUCCCAUCCUAUUUGUUAUAUUGGGUGCGUUGUUUAGCUUCCCUGGGUCAUCCCCGGUCUGCUGCCCCUGGGCGUUCAAAUAGCUUUUGAUGUCAUUCCAG
Messenger RNA from Asterias rubens (European starfish), 1298 nucleotides. Its product is annotated as copper chaperone for superoxide dismutase-like. The transcript is spliced from 8 exons. Gene Ontology annotation, molecular function: copper ion binding. Gene Ontology annotation, biological process: removal of superoxide radicals. The coding region runs from base 80 to 910 and encodes 276 amino acids. The record is from RefSeq and is a predicted model, not a curated record. NCBI's taxonomy places the organism in Eukaryota, Metazoa, Echinodermata, Asteroidea, Forcipulatida, Asteriidae.